AUGGUCUCUCUGGGUCCGCCGGCAGGGUGGACGCCGAGCGCGCCCGCGGCGACGCCGGGCGACCCGGGUCACCCGGCGCCGCCGGCGCCGGCAACCACGGCGCCGACGCCGGCCGCCGCGGCGCCGGCGCCGGCCGCCGCGGCGCCGGCGCCGGCGACCGAGUGGCGCAGCGAGGGGAGCGUCCUGCUCGGCCUCGACCUCGUGCGGAGCGUCUUCGACGCGACCGGCGCGCCGACCGCCCAAGUCAAGGCCAAGGUGAUCGGCUGGCUACCGGCGUCGGUCUCCGACUACGUCGACGGCGCGGGCCGGCCGGCGGCGCUGUACCGCAUCUGCUACCUGGACGGCACCGUUCGCGGCGACGUCGAGGACCUAGGCCUCGACGCGAAGGCCGUGACGCCGCCCCAUUACGUGGCACCGCGUUCGCCGCCGCGGGUCAUGCUACCAAUUGUCGAUAGCGAGGACAGCGACGACUCGGAGGAGGACGACGACGACGACGAGGAGGACCGCACCUGGGCACCGCCCACGCCAGUUCCGAUGCGGGAGGUCGACCUCCGCGCCGCGACCUUCGCCGGAAGCUACCAAGAUGCCGACGAUGCUGAUGUGGCGCCGUUGCCCAAGCGCCAGAAAAUUGCCGCCCCGAGGGUCGGCGACCGCGUCAACCUGACGCUCGACCCGCUCGAGGGCGUCGUGACGAAGACGGGGUCCGGGUGGUACACGGUCAAGUUCGAGUUCGGAGGCGUCGAUAAUUUCCGGGCGGACGAGCUGAUGGUGCUCUAG
Messenger RNA from Pelagomonas calceolata, 777 nucleotides. NCBI's taxonomy places the organism in Eukaryota, Pelagophyceae, Pelagomonadales, Pelagomonadaceae. The record is from the annotation of a GenBank genome assembly.